Molecule: messenger RNA, 1405 nt
Organism: Suillus plorans
Lineage: Eukaryota; Fungi; Basidiomycota; Agaricomycetes; Boletales; Suillaceae
Exons: 3
Coding region: 218-973 (251 amino acids)
Source: RefSeq, a predicted model, not a curated record
AGAGGGAAUGCACGAACUGUUGGUAACUAGUAGUUUGUACUCGGUUAUAGCAGACCGCCUUGACCUCUCCGGCUGCGGUAUGUAUAUGAUCAGGAGCCUGGCAGGCGUUCCGGAAUCCGGAUUGCUAAAUUAGGUUCGGACGGUAAGGAGUCCAGGUCCCAGAUCGAACGGUCCGGACGGUCGCUUCCAAUUUUACUGUCUCUGACUACUCACAACGAUGAACGACUGUGUGCUGGAGCAGCCCGAGCCUUUAUUAUAUGGCACCCCCUCGAUAACAAUCAGAAAGAAUAUAUCUAGGAAUGGUGGACAACCAUUCGAAGACUCUGAUGUUCUCGUGCUUUCCUCCCGGUCCACGCACUCCAAAGAUUCCACGCAACUAUACCUCGACUUACGUCUCUCGAAGCCUUUACUGCCAGAGAGCACCAUUAAAUGGGGCUUUGCUGGCAUCCGUGUCACACUCUCCUCUACUCCUCUGCGUUUCCGAUGGAAUCAUUAUAUUGAUUCCCAGGGACGAGAUGGCUCCCCUGAUGAAGGCACCAUGACUUCAUGUGAUGGAGAAGAAGUGGAAACUGGAAUUGGGAUAAACCCCGAGACGGGAGAACAGGAGCAGUAUGAAGAACGCUGGAUUGACCAACCAGUUCCACCACGCACAUCAUUCGCAUUCCUCACUUCCUCACGCGAACCAAGUGAUUCGACCGGGUUUAUCGCUAUCCUGGGAGAUCAUGCGCUUGCAAUGCGCCAGAACCACUCUCCGAAUGACACCGAAUUUCAAGCGGUGCGCAUGCGCAUCUCGACUUCAUCGUCGCCCGAAGUUCUAUUCAAGCAAGACGCAGACGCUCUCCUCCCAUUGUUAGAAUCUGCGCUCUCGGGGGUUGAUAAUUGGAAAGGAUCCCCUUGGCAGCAUGGCCAGGAAAUUACUUUACAGGAAAACCGCUGGACGGUGUGGGAUGCUGGUAUGACAGGGGAAAACUGACUGCUUAAUUUAAAUUGCAGGUGGACGUAUUCCAUGAUGGUGUGAUGCCCAGCUACGAUGCAAUUAUAACCUGUGUCCACCGCGCCGCGUAGCCCUUGAUCUUCAAUCGGCGAAUGUGAGGAAUGUCAGAUGCAGGACAUACUAUUCACAAUGACACUUCUUGAUUCGCAUCGACAUUUCACCCUAUAUUUGGUUAGCUGGUGUGUAAAUGCAUCAGGAAUGACUGCGCUUCCGUGCCGUCAUGUCACGUCCGACUGUCUGGUCCCAUACACUCCAGGCACAAACACCUGGUUUAUUGAUUCCACCUGUUGCAGUUUCCAGUGGUGCAUUAUUCUAGUCUGUACAGCUGUAGACUUAGAGUAUUACUAAGUCCAUUCGCCCGUGUGUGAUCCACCCGAGUUAACGAAAAUGGAUUCUAAUUCCAAACAUACU